ACCACAGCAGGACGAGAGGUGAAAAGUCAGGAGGACAAUCACCCGUUCUUCUGUUCUCAGUAACAGCAUGCUACUGAUCUUCAUUGCAUCUGCUGUCACAUUUUCAGCAGCAGAGUUCUCUGUAUUUGUUCCUAAUGGUUCAGUGUCAGAACGAAAGGGGUCAUCAGCUGUCCUGCCGUGUGGUCUCACUCCUGCCUUGAAUGCCAAAAUGUUUGAUCUUCGGUGGUACAAGAAUGAUUACAACAACCCAGUACUGCUGUACAAAGAUCUAAAGGUCCAGGAGAACCCUGGAGAUGCUCAGUACAGAGGCAGAGUGUCUCUGAUUGGAGAACUGGACAAAGGGAAUGUCUCUCUGAGACUGGAGAACCUCACCCUGGCAGAUGGAGGAGAAUAUGUAUGCUUUGUUAAGAGUGACAUUUGGUAUGAGAAGGCCAGUGUGAAUCUCAUAGUAAGAGUGCUGGGCUCUUUUCCUCUCUUCUCGCUGGCUGAAUUUGGAGAUCAGGUGAAUGUCUCCUGUGCAUCAACUGGAUGGUCACCAAAGCCCACCCUUACCUGGAGAGACAAACGAGGAAGAGAACUUGCAACCAGCCACAUUUAUUACAAAACUGACUCUGAAGGGUUGGUCAGUGUGAGCUCUUGGCUGCUCUUCUCUCCUUCAGAGUCAGAGUGGAUCUCCUGUUCUGUGGGUUUAUCUGAUCAGGAGAUGGUAGACAGCAGAGUGCAACCAGUCAAAGGGUUCUGGAGGAAGGCAUUCAUCUCAAUUCUAGUAUUCUCAUUGAUCAUCAUCAUCAUCCUCACUGCUGUUCUUUUAGAAAGACAAGGUUUACUACCUCACUGCUCAUUUCAGAAAAAGGCAAAGGCAGCAGUCAAAUCAGAAGAAUCCAUUCCAGCAGAAGCACUUCCUCUUACAGACACAAGCAAAAUAUCUGAAUAUCUGGAAAAUGGUGACUCCAUGAAGGAAAGAGCUUCAGAUUCUAGACCCCACACAGGCGUCAGCUCACAGUCCUCUGUACCUCCAGUAUCUGCUAAAGAGAGAUUACAGAUGUGGAAUAAGCUGAAAAAGCAGAAAGAGAAGCUCACUGUGGAUCCUGACACACGUCACAGGUCUCUGACAGUGACACGAGAUGGAACUGUCGGUGUGUAUUUUGGAAAACUGAGCUCAUCCAAAUCUGCAGACACAGUUCCUCCAUUUCCUCCUGUUCUGAGUAAAGAAGGGUUCUCUUCAGGACAAAAAUACUGGGAAGUUACAGUGAAUCUAAAAACUAAAUGUAAGCUGUCAUGGUGUGUGGGGGUCACUCAAACGCUCCCCAGUGAAGAGACCCUCACAGCUCUCUGUUAUGAAGAACACUGUGGUAUUUACCCCAGUACUGACCCUCACACUCAGAUACCUGCUGAAGGUCACGUUAAAACCCUGGGUCUGAUUUUAGACUUCAAACACAAAACUCUGUCCUUUAUUAAUGUAGAUAAAGAAUCUCAUCUUCAUACUUUUAGAAUGAGUAACAUGAGUAAAAAUACAUUUUUUGCACUAAUCAGUCCAGGAACGAAAGAUAGCUACCCUGUUAAGUUUUCGUAGUUAGUAAUGAGAUGUGAACUAAAGAUCUUCUCCAAGAACAGUGGAGCUCAUUCACUCACAGUUAAGAAGAAAUUCUUUUUAAAAACCACUCACGCAGAUUUCGCAAAGAUUCUGACCAAUGUUUUCUUGAAAGAGGCCCAUUGUCACAUGGUCUUUUGCUAAUCUUGUUAUAUUGCCAACUUGCUUGGGUGUAAGCAGUGGUGGACGAAGUACACAAAUCAUGUACUUGAGUUAAAGUCGAGACCCCCAAGGUAAAAUAUUCCUCCAGUAAAAGUAGAAGUUCCUCCCUUUUAGACCUCCACUUGAGUAAA
This is a messenger RNA of Pygocentrus nattereri (red-bellied piranha), 1884 nucleotides long. RefSeq names its product butyrophilin subfamily 1 member A1-like. The transcript has 11 exons. Gene Ontology annotation, molecular function: protein binding. Lineage: Eukaryota; Metazoa; Chordata; Actinopteri; Characiformes; Serrasalmidae. The coding region runs from base 68 to 1573 and encodes 501 amino acids. The record is from RefSeq and is a predicted model, not a curated record.